Messenger RNA from Mangifera indica (mango), 1380 nucleotides. Its product is annotated as mitochondrial carnitine/acylcarnitine carrier-like protein. Gene Ontology annotation, biological process: mitochondrial L-ornithine transmembrane transport. NCBI's taxonomy places the organism in Eukaryota, Viridiplantae, Streptophyta, Magnoliopsida, Sapindales, Anacardiaceae. The coding region runs from base 268 to 1149 and encodes 293 amino acids. The transcript is spliced from 2 exons. Gene Ontology annotation, molecular function: L-ornithine transmembrane transporter activity. The record is from RefSeq and is a predicted model, not a curated record.
UAAGAGUUUGAAUCUGUGUUACUUCCUCUUGUAUAUUCCGCUUUCUAUGUCUCCUCCAUAAAGAAUUAGAUAAGUUUGGCAUAGGUCCUUUUUGGAUAUAUGCAAUUAGACCUAAUCUUUUAGUUGAAGCCAGUAUUAAAAUUGGAGAUGUUAUGUAUCUUAACUGUUUCUAAUGGUUUCAACUCUAACAAUCGGGCAUAAUUAUCUUUUCCUUUAAAAUUAGUCACCCCUAUUAUUUGAAUUCAUGUUUACAAGCUAAUUUUGCAGAUGGCAGAUGUAGCCAAGGAUCUAAUUUCUGGGACUGUUGGAGGGGCCGCGCAAUUGAUAGUUGGGCACCCAUUUGACACCAUAAAGGUCAAGCUCCAAAGCCAGCCUACUCCACUCCCAGGCCAACCUCCCAAGUAUUCUGGUGCAAUCGAUUCUGUCAAGCAAACUAUCGAAGCUGAAGGUCCAAGGGGAUUGUGCAAGGGUAUGGGGGUGCCUCUUGCAACUGUGGCAGCUUUCAAUGCCCUCCUCUUUACUGUUAGAGGACAAAUGGAGGCAUUACUGAGGUCUAAACCUGGUGAACCCCUUACAGUUUACCAGCAGAAUAUUGCUGGAGUUGCUGUUUCAUUUCUUGCUUGCCCCACUGAGUUGAUUAAAUGCAGAUUGCAAGCGCAAAAUGCAUUAGCAGUUUCUGGUUCAGCCAUUGUGGCAGUGAAGUAUGGUGGACCAAUGGAUGUUGCUAGGCAUGUUCUCAAAUCAGAAGGUGGUGUAGGGGGUCUUUUCAAGGGCUUGGUACCCACAAUGGCAAGGGAGGUUCCUGGAAAUGCUACUGUGUUUGCCGUCUACGAAGGACUGAAACAGUACAUGGCUGGAGGCCAGGACACUUCUCAGUUGGGAAAAGGCUCUUUAAUAGUUGCAGGAGGUUUAGCUGGUGCUUCAUUCUGGGCAGCUGUCUACCCGACUGACGUUGUAAAGAGCGUUAUUCAGGUGGAUGACUACAAAAAUCCCAAAUUCUCUGGUUUCAUGGUGGCUUUUAGAAAGAUCCUAAAAGCAGAAGGUGUCAAAGGCUUGUACAAGGGUUUUGGCCGUGCAAUGGCUAGAAGUGUUCCUGCAAAUUCAGCAUGCUUCUUGGUGUAUGAGGUGACAAGGUCUAGUUUGGGGUAAUUCUAUUGUCAGUCACAGGUUGCCGGCCAAUGGUUUGGGUGAAAAUUAGCACUGUUAUCAUAUUGCUCUUUUAAAAGCCACCUUCUAGUCAUUGAAUGAUGCCUCUUCAAUUAAAAGAAUGCUUUAGCAAUAUGGUAACAGGCUCCUUCAAGUUUUCUUCAAAUUUUAUUUGUGUUCUGGUAGAAACAUUCUUUUGAAAAUAACUUACAGAACUAACUCCUUUUUACAGUU